AUGGCACAAUCCUCGAAGCUAUGGUACGACAAACCAGCCGCAGAAUGGAAUGAAGCUUUACCCAUCGGAAAUGGCAGAUUGGGUGCUAUGAUCCAUGGACGUACUGGUACUGAACUCAUCUGCUUGAACGAAGAUUCAGUCUGGUACGGUGGACCCCAGGACCGUGUGCCCAAAGAUGCCUUGGCACAUCUGCCCAAGUUGAGAGAUUUGGUCAGAGAGGGCAAACAUGCUGAAGCUGAGAAAUUGGUGGAUAGGAGGUUUUGUGCUACACCUUCUGGGCAGAGGCAUUAUGAACCGUUGGGGACUGUGAAAAUUGAAUUCGGUCAUGAUGGGGAUGGCGUGAGUGAGUAUAGGAGAGAGCUGGAUCUGGACACUGCUAUUCACAAGACUGAGUAUGCUUUUGAUGGAAAGAUGGUCAAGGUAGAGAUGCUGGCGAGUGUUAUUGAUCAAGUCAUUGCGAUUCGCGUUCAGAGCGAGGAAACAAUUGAGUUUGUGGUCAGGUUGACCAGAGUUGGAGAGAUCGAGUACGAGAGUCAUGAGUAUUUGGAUUCUGUUGAGACGACAGACAAUCGUAUGGUUAUGCUCGUUACUCCCGGAGGAUAUCAGAGCGUGAGAGCAUGCUGUGCUCUUGGCGUUCGUACAGAUUCUGAAGGGACUACAGAGAAUCAGGGCGGCUCUUUGGUCGUCAAUGCCAAAGACGCACUUAUCGUAGUUGCAGCAAGAACGACGUUCCGCCAUGAAGAUUUCGACACGCUGGCAUUAGAAGACGUUUCUGCCGCCCUCGAGCGUGGUGCAGACAAGAUCUGGGACUACCACAUUCAACACCAUCAACCCUCUUACCAUCAAAUGCAACUCACACUAGGUCCACCGAGAGCUGAAGAUGGACUACCGACAGAUCAAAGGAUCAAGAAUGGCACCACGCCAGCACUGAUAGCUCUAUACACAAACUACUCCCGCUACCUCCUCCUCUCCAGCAGUCGACCAAGCAAUACCCCCACCACUCAACACCUCGACCUCCCAGCAAACCUUCAGGGCCUCUGGAACCCCUCUUUCCACCCAGCCUGGGGCUCAAAAUUCACCAUGAACAUAAACCUGCAAAUGAACUAUUGGGGAGCUCUUCCUCUAAACCUGUCUUCCACAAUGGACCCCCUCUUCUCUCUUCUCCACCGUCUCGCAUUACCAGAAAAUGGCGGAAGAGUGGCGAAACAGAUGUAUGGAGCAAGAGGAUGGUGCUGCCACAACAACACUGAUCUCUGGGCCGAUUGUGCACCAUGUGAACGCUGGACCCCGGCGACCCUCUGGCCAUUAGGGGGAGCAUGGUUAUGCUCAUUCAUCUGGGAGCACUACCUCUUCACCUCUUCCCUUUCCACCCUACGCAAAAACUUUCCAGUCCUCCAAGGAGCUGUGGAGUUUUGCUUGGACUGGUUAGUCGAAGAAAAAUUCCCAGAUGGCAAAAUCUAUCGCGUCACCAAUCCUUCUUUGUCGCCGGAGAAUACCUUCAUCGAUGAUGCCACGGGCGCAAAAGGCGUUUUCUGCAGAGGAAGCACGGCAGAUUUGACAAUCAUCUCCAGCUUGUUUGAAGAUUACCUCAACGUUUGCGAAACCCUACACCUGAAACCUCACCUCCUCCGCGAAGUAGGCGAAACAAUGCUAUCCCUUCCUCCCCCCAGCACAUGUCCAAAAACAGGCAGACUUCAAGAAUGGGGCGUGCACAAUCACGCAGACGAGGAACCAGGUCAUCGCCAUCUAAGUCAUUUACUGGGAGUCUAUCCAUUCACCUGCAUCGACAUAUCCGCCUCUCCCAUCCUCUCCCGCGCCGCCCUACGCAGUCUAGAAAUCAGACUCGCAAAUGGAGGAGGCCAUACUUCUUGGUCCCGCGCCCAUCUCCUUUGCCUAUUCUCUCGUUUCCGUCUCCCUGGAAAAAUCGCGGAGAAUUUUUCUGCGCUGUUGGGGCACAGUACGUUGGGGAAUUUGUUUUCCUCUCAUCCGCCUUUUCAAGCGGAUGGCAAUUUCGGAGCUGCGGCUGGUGUGGUCGAGGGGAAGUCAAGGGUGUCAGGUGUAGAGGAGGAUGGACCGUCGGAUUCAAAUGGAGCAACGGAAAAGUUGAUGGCAAAGUGGAAGUGAGAGAUGCGAUUGACCGUGGAGAAGAAGAUGACGAAGAGGCAAAUGAAACAAAGGGUGGAAAACGGGUUAGGAAAGGUGUGGUCAUGUUUCCCGAUGGCGGAAUUGUCGAUUUUGAAGGUUGUGGUCCACAUUUCUGUUGAUUUCCUCAUUCGUCACAUCUACAAGCAAAUCUUUG
This is a messenger RNA of Aureobasidium pullulans EXF-150, 2299 nucleotides long. RefSeq lists its product as uncharacterized. The transcript is spliced from 2 exons. The record is from RefSeq and is a predicted model, not a curated record. Gene Ontology annotation, biological process: carbohydrate metabolic process. Gene Ontology annotation, molecular function: alpha-L-fucosidase activity. The coding region runs from base 1 to 2124 and encodes 707 amino acids. Lineage: Eukaryota; Fungi; Ascomycota; Dothideomycetes; Dothideales; Saccotheciaceae.